CUUGGGAGGUGGAUCCUUAAAUAAACCCUUCCCUUUCCAUCAUCCUCCCCCUGUUCGACAAAAUGCUCUCUCCUUCUUCCUCACAUGAGGAUGGAAUUGGGUAGGUGCUCACAUGCACAAAACUGUUCGACCCUCUGCCCCAUCCACUCUCCAGAGUCCAUCUUCUCCAUCGAUUCAUGUGGACUGCUGAUGAUGAUGAAAGAACCGUGGAAACGUUGGCUUUUACUAUGUUUGACCUUGCAAAAGGCAGUGAAAUCGUCAUCCUUUUUGCCCUUCUUAAUCUUAUGCAUUAUGGACAUCAUCGAUGAUGUCGAUCGAGAAUUUGGAUCGUAACGAAGGAUUUAUAGACUGAAAACGAAGAAGACCGUCCUCCUCCCUUUAGGCUUCGUGUGCUCCUCAAAUCCAAACUUCAAACCAGCAGCUAACGGUAGCCAUAUGCCUUACCUCCAACCGUGACAACAUUUAAACCAUGCAUCACGAACAGCUCUCUCCCUCUUACAUAUCCCGCGCCUCGACCUCUAUGUCUCUCUCACACGCAUACAACACACUCACUUCACACUCCCUCUCUUCUGCUGCUUUGCUUCGCUUCACUCCACUCCUCACCGUCUCCUCCAUGGACAACCACCGAAAGACCCCUGUCAGGCCGUGGAAGAAAGGCCCCGCCCGCGGCAAAGGCGGGCCCCAGAACGCCUCCUGCGAAUACCGCGGUGUCCGGCAGCGGACCUGGGGCAAGUGGGUGGCAGAGAUCCGGGAGCCCAAGAAGCGGACCCGCCUCUGGCUGGGAUCGUUCGCCACCGCCGAAGAGGCCGCGCUGGCCUACGACGAGGCCGCCCGCCGCCUCUACGGCCCCGACGCCUACGUCAACCUCCCCCACCUCCGCGCCAACAUCGGCUCCUCCAUCGUCGGCAAGCCCCCCCAUCGGUUCAAGUGGUUCCCUUCCAAGAGCUUCACGCCCGCGAUGCCCACUUGCGGCCUCCUCAACCUCAAUGCCCAGCACAACGUUCAUGUCAUCCACCAGAGGCUCCAAGAGCUCAAGAACUCCAAGCCCUCCUCCUGUUCUUCUUCGUCCUCCUCUGCCUCUUCUUGUCCCAGUACCUUUCGGAGUUCAGAGCCACCAGCAGUGGUGCCGAUAGAGACCCGGUUGGAGAGCUCGGUCAUCGGAGGGCGAGAAGUGGUCCAUCAGCUGCCGGUCGAGAGAAAUCCACCAAGUGCGGUGGAGAAGCCUCAGAUCGAUCUCAAGGAAUUCCUCCAGCAACUGGGAGUGCUGAAGCCGGAGAGCGCACCGGAGGGCGGCGAGAGCGCGGGGAACUUGGCUCUGCCGGAGCAAACGCUGGAGGUAUCGAGUGAGAUGGCUUCACAAGCCUUCGGCUUGCACCAGAGCGACUUCAACUGGGACACACUGAUCGAAAUGCGGGGUUUGGACGGUAACCCGAUCAUGCAAGACGACGGAUCGCAGUUGGAUGAUGUGCAGGAGGAGGACUUGAGCUUGCCAAUCUCCAUAUGGGACCUCUGAAGCUCUACCAACAAUUCGCUGCUAUAUACCGAGCGCAAGUCGAACGCCUUAUCGUUGAUUCAAUGAAGCUAUCUGUAUAAUGUCUCUUUGAGAUUGCACCUCAAGUCGG
Molecule: messenger RNA, 1622 nt
Organism: Musa acuminata AAA Group (dessert banana)
Lineage: Eukaryota; Viridiplantae; Streptophyta; Magnoliopsida; Zingiberales; Musaceae
Product: dehydration-responsive element-binding protein 2F-like
Exons: 1
Coding region: 470-1513 (347 amino acids)
Biological process (GO): positive regulation of DNA-templated transcription; response to stress
Cellular component (GO): nucleus
Molecular function (GO): DNA-binding transcription factor activity; transcription cis-regulatory region binding
Source: RefSeq, a predicted model, not a curated record